Bolinopsis microptera is the source of this 819-nucleotide messenger RNA. RefSeq names its product glutamic acid-rich protein-like. The coding region runs from base 1 to 819 and encodes 272 amino acids. The transcript is spliced from 2 exons. The record is from RefSeq and is a predicted model, not a curated record. NCBI's taxonomy places the organism in Eukaryota, Metazoa, Ctenophora, Tentaculata, Lobata, Bolinopsidae.
AUGACGUUGAAAAAGAUAACCCACUUCAAGAUGAGAAAGAUGACAUUGAAAAAGAUAACCCAGUUCAAGAUUUGCAAGAUGACAUUGAAAAAGAUAACCCAGUUCAAGAUUUGCAAGAUGACGUUGAAAAAGAUAACCCAGUUCAAGAUUUGCAAGAUAAGUUUGAAAAAGAUAACCCAGUCCAAGAUUUGCAAGAUGACGUUGAAAAAGAUAACCCAGUUCAAGAUUUGCAAGAUGACAUUGAAAAAGAUAAUCCAGUUCAAGAUGAUUCAAGAUGAGCAAGAGGACAUUGAAAAAGAUAACCCAGUUCAAGAUUUGCAAGAUGGUGUUGAAAAAGAUAACCCAGUUCAAGAUUUGCAAGAUGACUUUGAAAAAGAUAACCCAGUUAAAGAUGAGCAAGAUGACAUUGAACAAGAUAACCCAGUUCAAAAUGAGCAGGAUGACAUUGAAACAGAUAACCAAGUUCAAGAUUUGCAAAAUGACAUUGAAAAAGAUAAUUCAGGUCAAGAUUUGCAAGAAGACGUUGAAAAAGAUGACCCAGUUCAUGAUUUGCAAGAUGACGUUGAAAAACACAACCCAGUUCAAGAUUUGCAAGAUGACGUUGAAAAAGAUAACCCAGUUCAAGAUGAGCAAGAUGACAUUGAAAAAGAUAACCCAAUUCAAAAUUUGCAAGAUGACGUUGAAAAAGAUAACCCAGUUCAAGAUUUGCAAGAUGACGUUGAAAAAGAUAACCCAGUUCAAGAUUUGCAAGAUGGUGUUGAAAAAGAUAACCCAGUUCAAGAUGUGCAAGAUGACGUUGAAAAAUAUAACUCAGUUUAA